Tripterygium wilfordii is the source of this 990-nucleotide messenger RNA. RefSeq names its product photosystem II D1 precursor processing protein PSB27-H2, chloroplastic. The transcript is spliced from 4 exons. Gene Ontology annotation, biological process: photosystem II repair; photosystem II assembly. The coding region runs from base 56 to 733 and encodes 225 amino acids. Lineage: Eukaryota; Viridiplantae; Streptophyta; Magnoliopsida; Celastrales; Celastraceae. Gene Ontology annotation, cellular component: chloroplast thylakoid lumen; photosystem II. The record is from RefSeq and is a predicted model, not a curated record.
UGCAAGUCUGCUCCUUUAACCAAACAAGGUGGAGUACUAUGUUGUAAAACCAUUCAUGAGAUUGCUGCUGUUAUUUGAAAUCUGUGAGUGUUCUUCCGCUGUACUUGUUUGUGAUACAGCAUCAAGAAUGGCUGUCAUGCUUGCUGGAUGCAACGGGAGUCUUGUCAAAACAGUGGGGAAAAUCUUGAAGCCUGACUUAACAGAUACACUGCCUGUGCCUCAUGUUUUGCUUGCUGCUUCAAGCCGCCGGCAUGUCUUGGUCUGUACCAGUGCUUCCAUUUUUACGAUUCUGGCCCCCGGCUUAACAGCAUUGCCUGUCCUAGCUGAAGAGAAGUUGGUUGGCCAAGAUGAGAAGGAUGAAGGAGUAAUAGGGGCUGUUAAGUCAUUGUUUGAUCCAAAUGAGAAAACAAAGUCCGGUAAAGUGUUGCCAAAAGCAUACUUGAAGUCAGCAAGAGAGGUGGUGAAGACACUUCGCGAUUCGUUGAAGGAAGACCCCAAGGAUAUCUUACAAUUUAGAAGAACUGCAGAUUCUGCAAAGGAGUCGAUUCGAGAGUAUUUAGGGAGCUGGAGAGGACAGGAAAAGGUUGUUCACGAGGAAUCAUAUGCCAUUCUGGAAAAAGCAAUCAGAUCUUUGGCAAGUUUCUACUCAAAGGCUGGUCCAUCUGCACCACUCUCAGAAGAGGUCAAAUCUGAAAUAUUGAAUGAUUUAAGUACAGCUGAAGAAUUUCUGUAACAAAAGUACCUUCCUCUAAGAUAUUCAAUGUCAACUUAAUUCUUUAAUAGAUAAGCCAGUAGAUUUCAGAAUGGCAAACCAAAGGUAUCUCUUUCCUGUAAAGUCCUUCUUCAUACAAGUGAAACUAAGCUACUUUGUUAUCAUGUGAUAAACUUUUGUACACGCGGACCUGAUAAUCCAAGUUUAGACCUAUAUCGGAUGUCCAAAGGAAAAGUUUGUAUAAUGUCCGUUCUCACUUAUAUAAAAAGUGAAACUAA